UGUGCGGGGGGUGUGCUUGAGAGCGACGCCAGUCCGUAUCUCGGUGCUUUGCAGCUUUUGAGCUCUACCGUGAGCAGAUGUCCAGAUCCAGCAGGCCCAUGUCUGAAAAACCACACGUACGGUGACAUUAGAUCAGAAAGUCACUCGGGGUUUGUAGAAGACGAGGGAAAGCCUCCUGAGAUUAAGAUGGAGUGUGAGUGGAAGCCAGACCAACAAGGACUUCAGCAGAUUCUCCAGCUUCUAAAGGAGUCACAGUCUCCUGACACGUCCAUCCAAAGAUCCGUCCAGCAAAGAUUAGAGCAAUUGAAUCAGUAUCCAGACUUCAACAACUAUUUAAUAUUUGUCCUGACAAAGCUCAAAACAGAAGAUGAACCAACACGUUCACUAAGUGGACUUAUUCUGAAAAACAAUGUAAAAGCUCAUUAUCAGAAUUUUCCCAGUGGUGUAUCUGAUUUUAUCAAGAAUGAAUGUCUUCAAAACAUUGGUGACUCAUCUCCCCUCAUCCGGGCUACUGUAGGUAUCCUCAUCACCACUGUUGCCUCUAAGGGUGAGCUCCAAAACUGGCCGGAACUUCUUCCCAAACUCUGCUUGCUUUUGGAUUCUGAAGACUAUAAUACAUGUGAGGUAAGUACAUAACACACUAUAUACCAU
Molecule: messenger RNA, 651 nt
Organism: Boleophthalmus pectinirostris (great blue-spotted mudskipper)
Lineage: Eukaryota; Metazoa; Chordata; Actinopteri; Gobiiformes; Gobiidae
Gene: tnpo1
Product: transportin 1
Exons: 5
Coding region: 187-636 (149 amino acids)
Biological process (GO): protein import into nucleus
Cellular component (GO): cytoplasm; nucleus
Molecular function (GO): small GTPase binding; nuclear import signal receptor activity
Source: RefSeq, a predicted model, not a curated record